UGCCCACCAUGCAGCCCCAGUCGGUUCUGCACAGUGGCUACUUCCACCCGCUGCUUCGCACCUGGCAGGCAGCCGCCUCUCCCCUCAGCGCUUCCAACCUCAUCUAUCCCGUCUUUGUCACGGACGUUCCCGAUGACGUACAGCCCAUCAACAGCCUCCCAGGAGUGGCCAGGUAUGGCGUGAACCGGCUGGAAGAGAUGCUGAAGCCCCUGGUGGAAGAGGGCCUGCGCUGUGUCCUGAUCUUUGGAGUCCCCAGCAGAGUCCCCAAGGAUGAGCGGGGUUCUGCAGCCGACUCCGAGGACUCCCCAGCUGUCGAGGCCAUCCGCCUGUUGCGCAAGACCUUCCCCACCCUCCUGGUGGCCUGCGACGUCUGCUUGUGCCCCUACACCUCUCAUGGUCACUGUGGGCUCCUGAGCAAGAAUGGGGCGUUCCAGGCUGAGGAGAGCCGCCGGCGCCUGGCAGAAGUGGCACUGGCCUAUGCCAAGGCAGGAUGUCAGGUGGUAGCCCCAUCGGACAUGAUGGACGGACGCGUGGAAGCCAUCAAGGAGGCUCUCAUGGCCCAUGGACUUGGCAACAGGGUAUCAGUGAUGAGCUAUAGUGCCAAAUUUGCAUCCUGUUUCUACGGACCUUUCCGGGAUGCGGCUCAGUCCAGCCCGGCCUUUGGAGACCGCCGCUGCUACCAGCUGCCGCCGGGAGCCCGAGGCCUGGCCCUGCGAGCAGUGGCCCGGGACGUACGGGAAGGAGCCGACGUGCUCAUGGUGAAGCCGGGCAUGCCCUACCUAGACAUCGUGCGGGAGGUGAAGGACAAGCACCCUGAGCUCCCACUUGCUGUGUACCACGUUUCUGGAGAGUUCGCCAUGCUGUGGCACGGAGCCCGGGCCGGGGCGUUUGAUCUCAAGGCUGCCGUCCUGGAGGCCAUGACUGCCUUCCGCCGCGCAGGUGCCGACAUCAUCAUCACCUACUACACGCCUCAGCUGUUGCAGUGGCUGAAGGAGGAGUGAUGGCGAACAUGUACAAGACCAAUAGCUAGAACUUUUAAAAGGUCCUGGGGCCUUGGAGAAGUGAAAACCAAAGUAAAUGCUGCUUUAGAACUGUGCCCUUAUGCCCUCUUCCUGCUCACGUGCUGGCAGGCGCCCAGCAGCCCUGGGUGCUUUCUGCCAGCCUGCCCUCCUCCCACCACUCAAGCCUCCCAGGCUCCCCCGGGCUUCCCCAUGCCCCCCCGGCUCAGCUCCUUCUGGUGUGGCCUC
Odobenus rosmarus divergens (Pacific walrus) is the source of this 1247-nucleotide messenger RNA. RefSeq names its product aminolevulinate dehydratase (gene ALAD). Gene Ontology annotation, biological process: heme biosynthetic process. The record is from RefSeq and is a predicted model, not a curated record. The transcript has 11 exons. The coding region runs from base 9 to 1001 and encodes 330 amino acids. Gene Ontology annotation, cellular component: cytosol. Gene Ontology annotation, molecular function: zinc ion binding; porphobilinogen synthase activity. NCBI's taxonomy places the organism in Eukaryota, Metazoa, Chordata, Mammalia, Carnivora, Odobenidae.